Fusarium odoratissimum NRRL 54006 is the source of this 324-nucleotide messenger RNA. RefSeq lists its product as uncharacterized. Bases 1 to 324 code for a protein of 107 amino acids. NCBI's taxonomy places the organism in Eukaryota, Fungi, Ascomycota, Sordariomycetes, Hypocreales, Nectriaceae. The record is from RefSeq and is a predicted model, not a curated record. The transcript has a single exon.
AUGCCACCUAAAAGAGGUGAUUCCCUGGGCGGCAUCCUCAUCUUCGGCACGCUCUACGCUGUCGCUGCGACAGGCAUCGCAAGCCUAUUUCCUCAAAAUGAUGAUAAGAAAGAUGCUAAGGAAGAGACCAAACAAGAUGAGAAAUCUUGGCUACAAAGAAAUACCCGAGUUAAGGAACGGGGCUAUUAUAUCCGCCAGGCUCUAGAGGAAUUCAAGGACAACGAGAACACUGAACCAAGAAAACUAAGAAAAGCAGAAUCUCCCCCAUUAACUGAGCAAGAUCGCUUGCAAGGAGAGAGCUUGUUGAAGCGCUCAGGUAAUUGA